CCUUUAGUCUGCUCGCUUGCUAUCGGAAGUUGAUGAAUGCUUGUGGCCGAUUACGUGAGUUCCCGCGCUUGAACGCGCAAGCCCAAUUGCCUUGCCAACUUGUUCUGCCUCAUUGUUCACAAGAGUAAACACGUAAUGAGCUAAUUAAGACUCAGAACUCUGCUGAGUUUGUGGCGGGCCUUUCCAGAAGGCAGAAGUUUGCUAUCGGCGCGCGCACAGCCAUGGCUGACGAGGGCCAUGAUGGUGCGGACGAAACGACGGAGCAACAGCAGCAACUCACCAUUGUCCGAAUAAAGCGCCGGCGAGACGAGCCGGCCGCGAACGAAAUUAUUUUGGAAGCGGCUGGGUUCAGGAGCCGGAGCAAGCAGCCUCGGUUCGAUGAGUUGCUUAUGCAGCUGCAGGGCCUGACGUUCGCGGGCGGCACGGCUGCUGCUGCUGCUGCGGACGCCACAGAUGAAGCAAUCCCGCGGAGGCGCUUCCGGCGGUUGCGCACGGUCGACGUGUCGGUUUUAGAGGGUAUGUCGGAGGCGGAGCUGCUGCGCCUGCUGCGCUGCCAGUCGGGCGCCACCGCCUCCACCAGCGGCCCUGCGGAGCCCUCGCCCCACGGCGGCGACGCAGCAGAGUCCUCAGCUGCAGGGACCGGCAAGCAGCCCGCUGGCAAGCCCACCCAGUCGGCAGCAGCAGAUUCCAGGGAGGAGCAGCAGCAGCAGCAAGAGCAGCCGGCAGCACAGGAGCAGCAGCAACGGCCGCAGCGGAGGCGGCAGCCGCAGCCGCUGUCGCAUUCCGGCUCGGAGCAGGGCGGGCGGCGGCCGUUCCGCGGCACGCAAGGUCCCAGCAAGGAAACACGGAUGGCGGCACUGCGAGAGACGCACAAGCAGGCGGGCGCGGCGGCGCGAUACAAGCAGAUCCGCCGUAUGCGCGAGGCGAACGCGCCAGACGGCGAGGGCGGCUGCAGCGGCGGCGGCCUCUUCCACGUGUACGACCUGGAGCGACUGCCCGCCGCACCCGCACACGCGCCCGCAAGGGGGACGCGGGGGGCUGCCCGGGCCGCCCGCCAUGGCUCACAGGCGGGGCCGCGGUCCUCUGCGGCGGCGGCGGCGGCGGUAGGUGGCAGCGGCGGCGCGGGGGCGGCGGCGGCCGCGCCAGCUGGUCCGGCCUUCAGGUCGGCGGCUGUGCAGGAGCAGGAGCAGGCGGCGGAUGGUGUCAGUCAGGAGGAGCAGCUUAUCAAACAGCGCUACGGUGCCAUGGUGGAUGACUAUCUGCGGGAGGUGGGCGGCGAGGCAGCUGGCAGCCAGCCACAGCCACAGCAGCCACAACAGCAGCGGCGCAUUCCCGCCCGGCAGCGGAGAGCGCAGCAGCAGGCGUCCGCAGCCAUGACGGCAGCCCCGGCCCAGGCUCAGUCACAGGAUAGUCGCAGCUCCGACGUGCCCGCCACCGCCACCGGCGCCGAAAGUAGGCCGGCGGCUGGCAGUGCCGCACCCGCUGCUGCUGCAGCUGCAGCUGCUGCUGCUGGCGCCGCCACUGCGUCAGCUUCGGCAGCGGGGGCACCGCCAGCGCCCUCCACGCCCGCCGCCACAAACGGCGGCACGGCCGCUGCCAGUGGCGGUGGCGGCGGCGUCGACUCCGCCGCAGCGGCCGACAGCGACGCCACUGGCGACGACGACGGCGCUGGCUUUGUGUACGAUGUGUACGUGCCCGUACCGGACGGCGAGGACGACGACGCCGCAGGCGGCGACGGCGGCGGCGCGGCGGCGAUGGAGGCGGAGGAGCUGUGGCCGUGGGCGGACGCGCCCUCCGGCUCCGACCUGUUCGUGCCCGUCAUUGAGGUGGCGGAGGAGGACGACGAGUUCUUUUGGGCGGGCGAGGUGGAGGCGGAGGCGGCGCAGCGUGCGGCGGCGCUGGAGGAGCACGACAGCGAGGACUCAAACGCCGAGAGCUACUACGCCAACUCCUACCCGGAUGAGGACGAUGGGCCGUACGACGACGAUGACGAUGCGGACUGUGGAGCAGGAGGCAGCGGCAGCCACAGGCGCGGUGGCGGCAGCGGGGCCGCUGCCGGCGUCGGCGUGUGGGAGGACGAGGAUGAUGGCGAAGGGGAGGCGGACGCGGAUGUGGAGAUGGCGGGUGGCGGCGGCGCGGCGGCGGGCGGCGCGGCGGGGUACAGCUGGGGUGCGGCGCUGGCGAUGCGGCGUGGCGUCGCGGGUGGUGGUGGUGGCGGCCGGCGGCCUGGCAGUGAUGACGACGACGAUGAUGAUGACGACGAUGUGGAGCUCGACAGCGAUGACGAUGACGAGCUGCACGGCAGGGGCGCGCGGCGGCGUGGCGGCGGCGGGCGGCCGCGCAAGCCGGCUGGAUACUAUCGAUCUGUGGAUGAUGACUACAGCGAGCACAGCAGUUGCAUGAGCGAGGAGGAGGAGCGGCGGGAGGCGGAGGAGCGGCGGCGGCGUGCCAUCUUCAUGCACUGAGAGCAAGGGCGCCGGAGUCCGGUAGCCGAUGCAAGAGCGGUGUGGCGGAGCAUGGAGACUCAACGAAGCGAAUUUAGUGACCAUCGAGUUUAUUUGACAGGGUCCGUCUUACGAGCCCUGGGUCGGCACUCGAGGUCGCGCAUGACAAGGUUGCAUGUCGUGUGGAGUGGCGAGGUGAGCGCGUGAGUGGUGCAAAGCGCAGCAGGAGCGAGGCCACCCGAGGCAGCGGAGUUUGCAGUGGCGGCGGACGCCUCUUAGUGUUGAGAUGUUGAGGUUUUAAGUUGCAACCUGCCCCAGGCAACCUGCCGAACUUAAUCCAAUUCCCCAUACACGUUCCGGUAUUGUCCUUAUUCGAAGGUUCUCGAGGUUUCCGUGGGAGUGUGAAUGCCUUGGUCCGCACUUCCUUCCGGCUUGCCAGGGCCUAGGGAACUAGUGUGCUGCCGUGCUCGUGUGUGCAGGAGCGCGGAGCGUUAAUUGAGUUGGUGCGGAGCAUGCAUCGCUGCACUGGUUGAAUCACACCCGAAUAUGAGCACAGUUCCACGGUGCAUGGUGUGCCGUGAAAAGGGAUGUCGUGAGGCAUGAGGAAUGGCCCGGCUCCUUGCUUGAAGUUCUCGCUCUGUACGACAGACGUUGCGCUUUGCUGACGGGGGAGGGCGUUCAGGAGGUCAUGCCAUGACGAGAGCCUGGCCCGGCCCACGGAACAUGGUCGCAGGUGUUGGGAUGCUGGACCCUCGAGAUAAGAUCCUUCCGCGCCAACGCGCCGUCGAACCCCUCCAACCCCCCCGAAAGCAUGCAAGCUACCUGUUGCAACCAAUGUCUUUGCGUCACAUUAGCGAGUUCGGGUACGUUCUGGCACGCGUGGCCUGGACUUAUCGCGUGGAUUCUG
Chlamydomonas reinhardtii is the source of this 3351-nucleotide messenger RNA. RefSeq lists its product as uncharacterized. The record is from RefSeq and is a predicted model, not a curated record. The coding region runs from base 222 to 2465 and encodes 747 amino acids. The transcript has 6 exons. NCBI's taxonomy places the organism in Eukaryota, Viridiplantae, Chlorophyta, Chlorophyceae, Chlamydomonadales, Chlamydomonadaceae.